This is a messenger RNA of Solea solea (common sole), 2039 nucleotides long. It is a transcript of the gene vrk2, whose product is annotated as VRK serine/threonine kinase 2. Lineage: Eukaryota; Metazoa; Chordata; Actinopteri; Pleuronectiformes; Soleidae. Gene Ontology annotation, biological process: peptidyl-serine phosphorylation; signal transduction. Gene Ontology annotation, cellular component: nucleus; cytoplasm. The coding region runs from base 143 to 1510 and encodes 455 amino acids. The record is from RefSeq and is a predicted model, not a curated record. Gene Ontology annotation, molecular function: protein serine/threonine kinase activity; ATP binding. The transcript has 12 exons.
AUUUCUGUCUCCUAAAGCCUCUCCACAUGUGGACAAAGCCGUCGCUGCAGACACUGACUUUGUCAUAAAGCUGGAGUACCACGAGAACGGGCCCCUGUUCUCCGAGCUCAAGUUCUACCAGAGAGCAGCCAAACCCGAGAGCAUGCGAAAAUGGACGAGGAGCCGGAAACUGGACUUCCUCGGCAUCCCGACCUACUGGGGAUCAGGACUCGCCGAAUACAAUAACCUCAGGUAUCGUUUCAUGGUCAUGGACCGCCUGGGAACUGAUCUCCAGAAGUUCUUGGAGAGCAACGCAGGCAGAAUGAGGAAGGCAACCGUGCUCCAGCUGGGUCAAGAGCUGGUGGAUGUCCUGGAGUAUAUCCACGAGAACGAGUACGUCCAUGCGGACAUUAAAGCUGCCAACCUCAUGCAGGGUCACAGAGACCCUGACCAGAUCUACCUCGCAGACUACGGCCUGUCCUACAGAUACUGUCCUGAUGGACACCACAAAGAAUACAAGGAGAGCCCCAAGAAGGGCCACAAUGGAACCAUGGAGUACACCAGCCUCGAUGCCCACAAAGGAGUUGAUCCAUCCAGACGUGGCGACCUGCAGAUUUUAGGGUUUUGUCUCCUUCACUGGUUGUGUGGUUCUCUGCCCUGGGAUAAAGUUCUCAAGUACCCAGCUCACGUCCAGGAGGCUAAGACUAAACUGAUGGAUAAUCUGCCAGACUCAGUGAAGCAGCUGUCAGUGAGCAGAGAGAGCAGCACAGAUGAAGUGGCUGCUUUCCUCCUGUACGUGAAAACUCUGAACUACCAGGAGAAACCAAACUACCAGCACCUCAAAGACCUGCUGUCCAGAGCUGUGAGGGGACGACUGGACUUCUCCAGGCCUGAGGGACCUACAGCUGUGUCCUCCACCAGAGGACAAGAUCCUGGCACCAGGGAGAAGCAGAAUGUAGGACGAGCCAGAGGAGCCAAAGCUCCGGUGAGAGAUGAAGAACAGGACGACGGUAUGAGAUCCAAACCAGUGCUGGCUCAGUACCGAAGAGGACCGCCGUCACAGAAGGAAGAGGUUUUGCCUGAAGUCGGACGAUCACUGAGGCCGAGACGUGGACCUGUGACGUAUGAAGAUGAUAGUGAUGAGGAGGAGGAGGAGGAGGAGGAGGAUGAUGAAGAAGAAGAUGAGGCCAGACCCAGAGCCAUCGCUGCAUGUUAUCUCAGAGGUCCUCCCAUUGGCCCCAGAUCACAGUCAAAACAGGACACAGAAAACAAAGUUAUCUUCAGGAAAUGGGACGAGGACGAGGAUGCGAGAGUCCGACCACAGAGGAGACAAUACUCGCUUCUGGACUGCGAGGGCAGCGAUAGGAGGUCACAGGGUCACCACGGGAGACACGCCCCCGACGCUGUAGAUGCACAAUCCCACACCGGUCGCACAUGGACAAACAGACACUUCCACUGGCUGGUUUUCGUGGGCGCCUCGCUUUUCUUCGGGGGUUUGUUUGUCGGGAGAUUGUCGCAGGCGUUCUACUGACGUCGUCUCUCCUCAGGACGUGUGGGUGGACAUUUUCACAGUGAUGGGCUGAAAAACAUAAGCAAGAGACUCCGUUUACAUGUUGAAAGUCCAAUUUUAGUCAGACUAACGUACCUGGAUAAUGCGAUUCAUAGUCCGUUUACUCCAAGCCUAUAGUAAACGCAAGGAAUCAUGGGGAUACUGAUUGCUCUAUUUGUACAAACUACUCCUCAAGGAAUUCAUUUAUAGAAUCAGACUUUCAUGUUUACUGGUCGACCACAUUAUGUAGAUGUUGUAUUUAUCUCUUUUUAACGAUGGCAAGUGUAGGACUGAUGUUGAAUUAUUGACAAACCUAGUGGUUGUGAUUCACAUUACAUUUAUUUUUUUGUCAUGGUCUCAGGGAAAUAAAAUUGCAAUCUUGUCUUUACACUGAGCAGUGACGAUUAUGGGAUUAGUGUUAGAUUUCAUGAAAGAAAGUCACUUUCUAAAAUGUGAUUAAAAGAACUAAAAAAAUAAACUAAAACAUCUAUGAUGUUGUGUUGCAUUCACU